This is a messenger RNA of Momordica charantia (bitter melon), 1118 nucleotides long. Its product is annotated as leucine-rich repeat protein 1. The record is from RefSeq and is a predicted model, not a curated record. Gene Ontology annotation, molecular function: protein binding. Lineage: Eukaryota; Viridiplantae; Streptophyta; Magnoliopsida; Cucurbitales; Cucurbitaceae.
AACUCACUCACGUUUUCUUUACGUUGUCAUUCCCAAAGCCUGAACCCGAACUUCCCUCGUUUCCGUUCUCUCUCUCUCUCUGCUUUCCUUUCGAUCCAAAUUCUCAAAAACCACACAAAUUUUUCAACCAAUUUACGAAAUUGAAGGGUUUUUCGCCGCCGGGAAGAGGAUUUUCCGAGCCGAUCCAGUGUCAGGCUUAGCCAUGGUGGCGACUUGGUUCUGGAUUUCGAGCUUCUUCUUUCUGCUUUUGGUAGCCCUAAGUUCUGUUCUUCAGGUAGCGCACGCCAACUCCGAAGGGGACGCGCUCUACACUCUCCGCCGGAGCUUGUCCGAUCCUGAUAACGUGCUCCAGAGUUGGGAUCCUACUCUUGUUAAUCCCUGUACUUGGUUCCACAUCACAUGUAACCAGGACAACCGCGUUACCCGAGUGGACUUAGGCAAUUCAAACUUGUCCGGACAUCUGGUUCCUGAACUUGGAAGGCUCGAGCAUCUGCAAUAUUUGGAGCUUUAUAAAAACAGCAUCCAUGGAACCAUUCCAGAUGAGCUUGGAAACUUGAAGAGCCUCAUCAGUUUGGACUUGUAUAACAACAACAUCACUGGAAGAAUUCCACUUUCAUUGGGGAAAUUGAAAUCUCUUGUGUUCUUACGGCUCAAUGACAACCGAUUAAAUGGACCAGUCCCAAGAGAACUUACUGGAAUUACAAGCCUUAAAGUUGUGGACGUCUCAAAUAAUGACUUGUGUGGAACAAUACCAACCAAUGGACCAUUUGAGCACAUACCUUUAAGCAACUUUGAGAACAACCCUAGAAUGGAAGGACCAGAAUUGUUGGGACUUGCUAGCUAUGACACAAAUUGCACAUAGAAGCCAAGGUGAUGCUACAAAAUUACAGCAGGUAAUGGUAUGGUAUUCGGGAAGGUAAAGUAAAAGUGUUGUUUUCACUCUAUAGUGAAUUGGGAAAUACUAAAAUCUAAAAUGACAAAAUUAGUGUUUGUAAAUUGUAAAAUACCAAAUGCUUUGGUAUUUGUAACUCAAAACUCUACUUUUCUGCUGCCACGACAUGAAUUUGUGCUAAUGUAAUUCUACCAACUGCUUUACUCGUCUCUUCAUCUUCUUGUUA